Molecule: messenger RNA, 3981 nt
Organism: Oldenlandia corymbosa var. corymbosa
Lineage: Eukaryota; Viridiplantae; Streptophyta; Magnoliopsida; Gentianales; Rubiaceae
Source: the annotation of a GenBank genome assembly
AUGGGGACAGUGGAUGGUGUGGAGGAACAUGAGAAGGAAGUAGGAGAAGAAGCCGAGGUUGAGGUGGUGGAUGUGAUCAGUGGAGAUGCUGGGUCAGAAGAGCUGAUAUCUGAUACUAGUAAUCCUGAUCCUGAUCCUGUUGUUUAUCAACUUGUUCGGGUUGAUGGUGAUGGGAGACUAGUCCCGGCUACUGAUGAUGAAAUAUUGGUGGUCGAAAAUCUGCUGGAAGUUGAGAAGGCUGAAGAUUUUGCGCCGGGCAACAAUCAACCUACAUCUUGCAGCAAAUCAGAAAAAUGUCAACUGAAAGAAAAUCAGAACAUUGAACUUGAUAAUGCUGCUAGCCUGGGAAGAGAAAAUGUGCAGCAACAGGAAACUUUUCAUCAGUGUAAUCAACCUUCGAAUUCCGAAGAUAUUAUGCCCUAUUUGAGUACUAAAAAUCCUAAGUCAGUCAGAAUCUUCGCAGAAGGUUCUUCAAAUCCUGAUGUCGCUUCUAGUUCAAAGCCUGAUUUUUCUAGGCUGAGGGGGGAGAUAUGCUUGGAUAAACUAUCAGUCAAAGAACUUCAAGAAACUUUUAGGGCAACCUUUGGAAGGGAGACUUCUGUCAAAGACAAACUAUGGCUUAAAAGGAGAAUAUCCAUGGCUUUGACCAAUUCUUGUGAUGUUUCAACCACCACUUUUAUUAUCAAAGGUAAUAAAGUGGUGAAGAAACUUAGAGAAGAAAAAAGCAAAACUUUUGCUGCUUCUGCCGAUUUUGUUAUGGAAGUGUCCCCAUUCGAUGGUCUUCAUAAUCAAGAGACAAGCCAUUCUGAUGAUAUUUUUCAAGAUACACGGACCACAGUCUUAGAGCAAGGUGAUGUUUCAGAGGAUCAUAACUUGGAAAGUAGAGCAGCCAAGAGAAUUAGGAAACCCACAAAGAGAUACAUUGAAGAACUUUCUGAAUUGGAAUCUGAUGACUCUAAAGGAAAGUUGAUUCCACAAACUUUAAAGAGUUUUGAACAUGAACAAUUACCACACUUGAAGCCUCAUACAAGACCUGUUCAGAAAGUAUGGUCAGAUGGGAAACCUGUGAUUACCAGGCAAGAUUCGUUGGGAGGUUCUGGUGUUAUGGUUCCAUAUGUUUGGAGAGUCCGAAGAAGCCGUCCUAGAGAAAAUUUCAUGCCCCUCAUGAAACUUCAGACUCUAAGUGUUGAUGCGGAUUCUGGAAGUGUAAAGAAGACUAUUGGUCCAACCCCAUCGCCCGUAGAAGACGAGACAGACGAAGACCUGCAAGCAAGACUUUCUCCUGCUUGUAGUCAGCAGCCUUUGAUCUUUGCUUCUGGGGAAAGUGAGCAUCGCCUGGAAAAGAAGGCGCUGGAGCUAGAAAAGGAGUAUGCACUUAAAAGAAUGGAUUCCUUUGAGGAUAAUUCAGAUGAUAAUAUGCUCUGGACUCCAUCAUGCGGAAUGAGGAGGAAGCAUCAUCGACCUUGGUCUCUGACCGAGGUUGUUAAGCUAGUUGAAGGUGUUGCUAAAUACGGUGUUGGUCGGUGGUCUGAAAUAAAACGAGUUGCUUUUGCUUCAUACUCAUACAGGACAUCGGUAGAUCUAAAGGAUAAGUGGAGGAAUCUGUUGAAAGCCAGCUCAUUACAGUUGCCUGGAGAAAAAGGGAAUGCUAGGAAGCAUGCUUCAGUGCCAAUUCCUGCUUCAAUCCUCAUUCGAGUGAGAGAGUUGGCUCAAAUGCAAGCACCACAAGUUCCAACAAAAGUUCCUCAAAGCAAGUUCACUGGACCUGCUGGUGGAGAUGAUAGAAGUGUAACCGAAACAAGAGCAGCUUUUCUCUCCCUCGGCUGCUGCUCUCUUCAUCUUUUGCUCCCACCUCCACCAAUCUCUGGCACCGACCGUCGGAAAACAGCCAUCCGACCGACCGAAAAGAUUAAAGAAAUUGAGGCCGAGAUGGCACGGACCCAGAAAAAUAAAGCCACAGAAUAUCAUCUGGGUCAGCUCAAGGCUAAGAUAGCAAAGCUGAGGACACAGUUGCUGGAGCCCCCCAAAGGUUCAAGUGGCGCUGGAGAUGGUUUUGAGGUUACAAAAUACGGUCACGGACGAGUCGCCCUGAUAGGAUUCCCCAGUGUGGGAAAAUCAACGCUCUUAACUAUGUUGACUGGAACUCACUCAGAAGCCGCAUCAUAUGAAUUUACCACUCUCACCUGCAUACCUGGAAUCAUUCAUUACAACGAUACUAAAAUUCAGCUGCUUGAUCUUCCUGGAAUUAUUGAAGGUGCAUCUGAAGGCAAGGGACGCGGUCGGCAGGUUAUUGCUGUUUCCAAAUCGUCAGACCUUGUACUGAUGGUCCUAGACGCUUCAAAAAGUGAAGGGCAUAGGCAGAUAUUGACAAAGGAACUGGAAGCUGUUGGCUUGCGCUUGAACAAGAGACCUCCUCAAAUAUACUUCAAAAAGAAAAAGACUGGUGGGAUUUCUUUCAACAGCACGUUGCCUUUAACUCAUGUGGACGAGAAGCUUUGCUAUCAAAUUUUGCACGAAUACAAGAUACACAACGCUGAGGUGUUAUUUCGUGAAGAUGCUACUGUGGAUGAUCUUAUCGAUGUUAUUGAGGGAAAUCGUAAAUACAUCAAGUGUGUUUAUGUCUAUAACAAGAUUGAUGUUGUUGGUAUUGAUGACGUGGACAGAUUAGCACGGCAACCAAAUUCUAUUGUGAUUAGCUGUAACAUGAAGCUCAAUCUUGAUAGACUGCUUGCUAGGAUGUGGGAUGAGAUGGGUCUAGUACGAGUUUAUACAAAACCUCAGGGUCAGCAACCGGAUUUCGGCGAUCCUGUUGUUCUUUCAUCUGAUCGCGGUGGAUGCACGGUAGAGGAUUUUUGUAACCAUAUACAUAGGAGUCUAUUGAAGGAUGUGAAGUAUGUGUUAGUGUGGGGCACCAGUGCAAGGCACUACCCGCAGCAUUGUGGCCUGUCCCAUUCUCUUCAGGAUGAAGAUGUUGUCCAGAUUGUUAAGAAAAAGGAAAAGGAAGAUGGAGGAAGAGGGCGGUUCAAAUCACAUUCCAAUGCCCCAGCUAGGAUAUCUGACAGAGAGAAGAAGGUGUUCAUGUCAAUUGGUCAACCUUUCCACCAGCUACACAUGCCUAAGAUUUCUCAGUUUAAGAUUGGGAUCUGUCAGUUGAAAGUAACUGAUAACAAGGGUCGCAAUAUAGCGAAAGCUCGUGAUGCAGUUCAAGUUGCUGCCUUGCGAGGUGCAAAGCUGGUGCUUUUACCUGAAAUGUGGAACUGCCCCUACUCACACGCCUAUUUCUCCGACUUUGCUGAGGACAUCGAUCAUGGAGAUGUCGGUUCUGGCUCGCCUACGAUAUCCAUGCUGUCUGAAGUUGCUUCCUGCCUUGGGGUAACCAUCAUUGCAGGCUCUAUUCCUGAACAGAGCUCCAAUCUCUUGUACAACACUUGUUGUGUCUUUGGUCCUGAUGGAAUUUUGAUGGCUAAGCAUAGGAAAAUGCAUCUGUUUGAUAUCGAUAUGCCUGGAGAUUUAUCUUUCAAAGAAUCUGAUACUUUUUCUGCUGGAGAUGGACCAACUGUGGUUGACACCGAUGUUGGCCGAAUUGGAAUUGGAAUUUGCCACGACAUUCGCUUCCCAGAGCUUGCAAUGCUGUAUCGAGCAAGAGGAGCUCACCUAAUCUUUUAUCCGGGGGCAUUUAACAUGAGCACAGGAGAGUCAUUGUGGGAACUGCAGCAAAGAGCUAGGGCAGCUGACAACCAGUUAUAUGUGGGGACAUGCUCCCCAUCUAGAGAUUCAGCUGCUUCUUACACCAUCUGGGGUCAUUCAUCUCUUGUUGGACCGUUUGGUGAAAUCGUUGCAACAACUGGACAUGAAGCAGCCGUGGUAAUUGGAGAAAUUGACCACUCCAAAAUCAAAACUACAAGGAAAAGCCUCCCACUGGAGAAACAAAGGCGGGAAGAUGUGUACAAGUUAAUCGACUUGAGCCACCAAGAUAUAUGA